Molecule: messenger RNA, 4517 nt
Organism: Phragmites australis (common reed)
Lineage: Eukaryota; Viridiplantae; Streptophyta; Magnoliopsida; Poales; Poaceae
Exons: 2
Coding region: 417-4517 (1366 amino acids)
Source: RefSeq, a predicted model, not a curated record
UGCAGGAUGCCUCUGGCUUGCUGGAGCAGGAGGCGAAAGAGGCCUCAUGCACUGGUGAUCAAGCAAAUCAGGAGGAAGCGUCAGGCUUUGGAAGGCGGGAACGACCAGCGCGCCAAAGGAAGGCUAACGUCAGGGUAACUGGGCCGGAGUGGAGAAAGUGAAAGCGGGCCAGGCCCAUGUAAAUUCAGCAGAGAGAUCUUUCGUGUGAGAGAAGUUGUAUUAAAAGGGGAUGAACUCUGUCUGGAGAACUCGAACAGAACGAAUGGCUAAAGAACCAUGGUGAUUGAGCGCAGCGCGUAGCUGUGGCUCCGAAAUCCUAUCCCUUCCACCUUGAUCCCCUUUUAGUUUGGUAACAAUUGGUAUCAGAGCGGUCGAUCCUGGCGAAUCAUCCACACGGCACGCGAGCUCAAAUCAAGAUGAAGACUGACGAGCAACAUGCGGAGCUCGUCGCGAUGUUGAAGGAGAUGAGAGCAUCUAUGGAGGAGUUGAAGGCAACCAAAGGAGAGUUCGAGCAGUGGAAGCCGCAAAUGGAGAACAGCGUUGGAGAUUUGCAAAUGAGUGUGGCCGAUCUGAGGAAUCAAGUGGAUCUGCUGUUGACCAAGCAAGAUUCUAUGGCGAAAUCGGGGGAGGAGGUGUCACUCGCGCCUUCACCGGUGUGGGAGACUACCGCACCAAAAGGAACGCCGGCCACCGCACAUCUGGAGGCAUCCUCAUCCGAGGCGGCGUUCGGGCACAACGGCCACCGCUCGGCACAUCACCACCGGGGGUUUGGUUUUGGGGUGUUUAACACCUCGAUACCACCUCCGGUCACAGGUACGAUGCAUCCCAACAGUUAUGCAUCAAUUCCUUUUAAGAUCGGAGACGCUCCAUCGCUAGGCACCAUGAGCUUUAGUUCACAAUUAGCAGCUGCCAUGCCUCAGUUGAGUUUUCCCCAAUUUGAUGGCAAUAACCCUAAACUGUGGAUCAAGCGGUGUGAAACCUUCUUUGAGCUGUAUGAGAUUCCCCCGCAUCUUUGGGUCAAAGUAUCCACUAUGCACUUUGUAGGGACUGCAGCUUUUUGGUUACAAUCCACUGAAUCCAAUUUAAAUCAGAUAAGUUGGGCUGAAUUUUGUUUAGCUGUGAGUCAUAGAUUUGAGAGAGACCAGGGUAACCAGCUUAUUAGGCAGUUCUUUCAUAUUGCUCAAACUGGAAGUGUGGUUGAAUAUAUAGAAAAAUUUGAUGAAAUUGUUCACCAGUUGUUAGCUCAUGACCCUACAAUCAGUAGAGCUGUAAUUACUAACAGGUUUAUAGAUGGGCUGAAAGGGGAUAUCAAAGCCAUUGUGUUGAUUCAUAGACCUGUCGAUUUGGAUGCUGCUUGUUCCCUGGCAAUUUUGCAGGAAGAGGUGCUGCAAGAAUCUACCAAGAAGGAGAGUAGAAGAUCUGAAGGAGCACCAUAUUUCAGAAGUUCCACCAGGUCGGUUUUCAGUGGUUCUGGAUAUCUCUCAAAGGGGCAAGGUCCUGCUGUCUAUUCUGAAGAAAAGAAAAAUUGGUCAGGGGGAAGUGGUUCCAAGAGUAAUGCUAAGGAUAAUCAAGAGGAUCGGUUAUCAGCACUGAAGGCUUAUAGAAGAGCAAAAGGGCUUUGUUUCAAGUGUGGUGAGAGGUGGGGAGCAAAUCAUAAGUGUUCCUCCACAGUACCUUUGAAUGUAGUUGAGGAAAUCUGGUCAUUGUCUGAAGAUGGAAUAGGCAAUCUAGAAUCCAAUUUGAACGAAAUGGGAGAAGAGGCAGAGGAUUUAAUGGCUAUCUCUCAGCAGGCAAUUGAGGGUACAGAAGGAACUAGGACAGUAAGAAUGCAAGGCUAUAUAUCACAAUGUGAAGUUAUCAUGUUAGUUGACUCGGGCAGUUCUCAUUGUUUUAUUAGUGAACAGUUGGCCAGUGGAAUACCUGGUUGGAAGGAGCUGGAAACACCUAUGAGGGUCAAGGUGGCAAAUGGAGGUUUACUUUUAUGCACCCAUGAGUUACCAGGUCAGACUUGGGGUGUUCAGGGUCAUACAUUUUGCAGUCCGUUCAAAAUCUUACCUCUCAAUUGCUAUGACAUUAUAUUAGGAAUGGAUUGGUUAGAGGCUAAUAGCCCAAUGGAAGUACAUUGGCUGGACAAGUGGAUGUCUUUCAAGUACAAGGGUAACACUGUGAAGUUGCAGGGCCUAAAAAGGGGAGUACAAUUUGGGGCUCCUAUCAAUGAGUUUCAGCUAGAAGCAAUGCAAAAAUCAGAUCGUCUACUACAUGUGGUGCAGGUUCAGGUAGUAAAUUCAAUGGCAUCAUCUUCAGAAGGACUGCCGACUGAAGUGCAGCAAUUGAUUCAGAACUUUUCUGACCUGUUCCAGGAACCAAGUGGUUUACCUCCCAAACGAAAUAGUGAUCACCUUAUUCCCUUGAUACCAGGAGCACACCCCUUUCGACUUAGGCCUUAUAGGUAUAGCCCAGCACAAAAGGAUGAGAUAGAAAAACAAGUGAAGGCUUUAUUGCUGAAUGGCAUGAUACAAGAGAGCUCAAGUCCUUUUGCAUCUCCAGUGUUGCUAGUCAAGAAAAAGACAGGAGAGUGGAGGAUGUGUGUGGAUUAUAGAAGAUUAAAUGCUUUAACCAUCAAGAAUAAAUACCCUCUGCCAAUUAUAGAUGAGUUCUUGGAUGAAUUGCAUGGAGCUGGUUGGUUUACCACUUUGGAUUUGAGAGCUGGAUACCACCAAAUAAGGAUAGCACAAGGGGAAGAAUUCAAAACUGCAUUUCAAACACAUAAUGGUCAUUAUGAGUAUAAAGUCAUGCUUUAUGGCUUGACAGGGGCUCCAGCCACCUUUCAAAGUGUUAUGAACUCUGUCCUGUCUGAUCUCUUGAGAAAAUGUGUGGUUAUGUUCAUAGAUGACAUCUUAAUAUAUAGCAAGACUUGGCAAGAUCAUGUGAAACAUCUUCAAUUAGUCUUUGAAAUUCUGCAAGCUAAUGGAUUGAAAGUCAAAUUGUCUAAAUGCUGUUUUGCUCAGCAGCAAUUGGCUUACUUGGGUCAUGUUAUUAGUGCCAGAGGAGUACAAACAGAUCCAGACAAAAUAUCCAUCAUCAAGGAUUGGCCAACACCUAGUACUGUGAAAGAAGUUAGAAGCUUUCUAGGUUUAGUGGGUUAUUAUAGGAAAUUUGUGAGGCACUUUGGUCAUCUUAGCAAACCACUCACCAAUCUUCUGAAGAAGGGGGAAAUUUUUGUGUGGACUCAAACUACUGAUGAAGCAUUUCAAGCACUCAAACGAGCUCUUAUUACUGCACUAGUAUUGGCAAUGCCAUAUUUCAGUAAACCAUUCAUGGUUGAGACUGAUGCAUCGGAUCAUGGCAUAGGAGCUGUGUUACAACAAGAAGGACAUCCAAUUGCUUUUGUCAGCAAGACUUUAGGGCCUCGGACACAAGGAUUAUCCACUUAUGAAAAAGAGUAUCUGGCAAUAAUCUUGGCUGUAGAUCAUUGGAGGUCCUAUCUUCAACAAGGAGAGUUUGUGAUAAAAACUGAUCACAAGAGUUUAAUGCACUUAGACGAGCAAAGAUUGUCCACUCCUUGGCAACACAAGGCCCUCACCAAGAUGUUGGGUCUUCAAUACAAAAUUGUUUACAAGAAAGGGGCUGAAAAUAAAGUUGCAGAUGCCCUUUCUAGAGUGUCACAAUUAAGUAAUACUGCUGAAGUGGCUACUUUAUCUGUGGCUCAUCCCAUUUGGCUGGAAGAGGUGGUGUCAGGUUAUCGAGAUGAUGAAGCUGCUAGCAAGCUUUUGGCAGAAUUGGCUAUAACUGGUCAAGCAGGACAUUACACUCUCAAAGGAGGUCUUAUUAGAUACAAAAACAGGAUAUGGAUUGCUAACAAUCCCAAGCUUCAAUCCAAAAUUAUGCAAGCCCUUCAUACAAGUGCAAUAGGAGGACAUUCUGGAUUUGAAGUCACUUACAAGAGAGUCAAGAAUUUGUUUGCCUGGCCUAAAUUGAAACAAAUGGUUAAAACCUUUGUAUCAUCAUGCAAUGUGUGUCAGCAAGCCAAAAGUGAGAGGGUGGCAUAUCCAGGGUUACUAGUACCUCUACCUGUUCUUGAGGGCGCAUGGCAAUUGAAGCGGGCAGUUCAAUCUCCAGAAUUGGUAAGUGCCGAUUUGCCUAAUUUACCUGCUAACCUACAAGUGCCACAGGUGAUUUUGAAUAGGCGUCUCCAUCGACAACAAAACAAGGCAGUGUCCCAGAUACUUGUGCAGUGGUCCUCAUGGCCGGCUUCCUUAGCCACCUGGGAGAACGAGGAAGCGCUGCGCCAACUCUUUCCGGCGGCACCGGCUUGGGGACAAGCCUUUCUUCAAGGAGAGGAGGAUGUCACCGACCUGCAGGAUGCCUCUGGCUUGCUGGAGCAGGAGGCGAAAGAGGCCUCAUCCACUGGUGAUCAAGCAAAUCAGGAGGAAGCGUCAGGCUUUGGAAGGCGGGAACGACCAGCGCGCCAAAGGAAGGCUAACGUCAGGGUAACUGGGCCGGAGUGGAGAAAGUGA